GACAAUAUUAACUCCUCCAAUGACCAAAGCAAAACAGCCAGCCAACCAACCUCUGAGUAGUAGUCACACCAUGACACCAAAGGAAGGAGUAGUCACUGGCCACCAAUGAUUUGCAGUAGUAACAGAUAUAGGUCUUAGGCCUCCCUGAGAGGCUGAGAGAGAGAGAGAGAGAGAGAGAGAGAGAGAGAGAUUUGGUGUUGGAUAGGAGAAGAGAGUGGAGACAGUGGGGGUGAGAGGAUUGGAAGCAUCCAGAUUCUGAAUCUCCUGCAAGCCUACUUCCUGUUAUCUUCUUUGGGCUUUCAGCAAGCAUCCAUUGUGAUGCACUGGCCAGUGGAUGAUAAAGCCAUCAAUCAACUGAACCAGCAUGAGCUCCCAGAGUGUUGUUGCAGUGAAGCAGAUUACUGCUCCGGACAAAAUAGUGGAAACCUGUCCAUCCACAAAACAUUCUGCACAUAAGCUGUUCGAUGUUAAACCGGAUUUUCAAGGGUUGAUAGAUGACAAUUUGUCAUCCUCCAGUCAGUCCUCAAGCAUCAAGAUUGAGCUGAUCAGAUCAUCAAGCUUGCCAAAUAUACUGCCGUUUCAGAAAAGAAGCUCUGAACCUGAACCUGAAAGUCCACUGUCUCAUGUUUCACAUCCCAAUGUUUCAGAGCCAGUUUACUCAAAUUCUUCAACCUUCUGCACAAGUUUGUUUUCGUCGUCGUCGAUGGAGACGGAGCCGUGCCGGCAAUUGGGCACUCUACCAUUCCUGCCUCACCCUCCUAAGUGUGAGCAGCAGGUUUCAGCAGGGCACUCAUCAAGCUCCUCCCUGCUAGUACCUGGUGGUGAUGGUGAUAUUGGCAAUGCUCAUGAUGAACCUGAACAGUCAGAUGAUCUGAAGGAUUUCCUCAAUCUCUCUGGAGGAGAUGCUUCUGAUGGCAGCUUCCAUGGAGAAAACAAUGCCAUGGCUUUUGCUGAGCAGAUGGAGUUCCAGUUCUUGUCUGAGCAGCUAGGGAUUGCCAUCACUGACAAUGAGGAGAGCCCUCGGUUAGAUGACAUAUACGGCACGCCGCCGCAACUUUCAUCACUUCCAGUAUCAUCUUGCUCCAACCAGAGUGUACAGAAAGCAGGAUCUCCUGUGAAAGUUCAGCUUAGCUCGCCUCGGUCAUCUUCGGGAUCCGCGACAACUAACAAGGCGAGGUUGAGGUGGACACUGGAGCUCCAUGAGCGUUUUGUAGAGGCUGUGAACAAGCUAGAUGGACCUGAAAAGGCAACUCCUAAAGGUGUGCUGAAACUUAUGAAAGUAGAAGGCCUGACUAUCUACCAUGUAAAGAGUCAUUUGCAGAAGUAUCGCCUCGCAAAAUAUCUCCCAGAGACUAAGGAAGACAAGAAGGCAUCCUCAGAGGAUAAGAAAUCUCAGUCAGGUAGCAGUGGAAAUGAUUCAGUCAAAAAGAAGAACUUACAAGUGGCAGAAGCUCUACGAAUGCAAAUGGAGGUUCAGAAACAGCUUCAUGAACAGUUAGAGGUGCAAAGGCAACUGCAGCUGCGAAUCGAAGAACACGCAAGAUACCUGCAGAGAAUACUGGAAGAGCAGCACAAGGUCAGCAUCAGCAGCAACUCCCUCUCACUGAAACCCCCAGCCGAAUCGCAACCGGAAUCGCCAAAACCAACAUCAGAAAAGAAGGAGGCCGAAUCCGAAGCAGGCGCCGCCACUUCAGCUCAGCCAUCAUCCGAGGAUAAAUCACCAGACGCAGAAUGCAAGUCGUCGCCGCCGGUGGGUAGCAAGAGAGCUAGGGUUCAUGUCGGCGAUGAGCACCAGUGUUCAUAGCUUGUGUAGAGAGGAAGAAGGCAAGGAUUUCUCAGCUGCAUGCAAAUGCAUCUCUCUUCUUGAGAAUUUUAGCCACUGUAUAUAAAUUUGGACUUUUGGGGAAUGAGAAUCUGAAUUUGGAAGCAGAUAAAUUAUAAUCAAAAAUCAAAAUAUGGACUUACAAAA
Molecule: messenger RNA, 1969 nt
Organism: Oryza sativa Japonica Group (Japanese rice)
Lineage: Eukaryota; Viridiplantae; Streptophyta; Magnoliopsida; Poales; Poaceae
Product: protein PHOSPHATE STARVATION RESPONSE 3-like
Molecular function (GO): DNA binding; DNA-binding transcription factor activity
Source: RefSeq, a predicted model, not a curated record